Molecule: messenger RNA, 1063 nt
Organism: Aphidius gifuensis
Lineage: Eukaryota; Metazoa; Arthropoda; Insecta; Hymenoptera; Braconidae
Product: nuclear exosome regulator NRDE2-like
Exons: 3
Coding region: 109-912 (267 amino acids)
Source: RefSeq, a predicted model, not a curated record
AACCUGACCUGAAAAUACGAGAUUAUUCUCGGGCAUUUUCGAGGUUGUUCGUUGUGUUUUGUUUUGAUCAUUGAAACUGAAAAAAAAAAAAAAUCAAGAGAGCACACAAUGGACCAGGAAAACAUUCAAACGCUUGCAUCAAAAGCAUCUUUAAUUAGUUCAAGUGAUUACUCAAACAAUAAGAUUAAUAAUAAAAUAAAAUCAAGCAAAAAACCUGAAACAGUGAGUAAAUAUUUUGAGGAUACACCUGGACAAAGAAAGUUUGGAAUUGAUAUGAGUAAUUUUGAUAUGAAAAAAUUACAACAAAAUAGAGCUGAAUCAUUCAAAAGAAUGAUUUGCUCUGAUGUAGUUAGCAGAAAAAAAAUAAAAUUUGAUAGAAAUCAGAUAAAUGGUACUACAUCAAUAGCUAGUCUGUCUGAUGAAACUGAUGAUGAUUUUUUUGACAGAUUAUGGAAAAAUAGAAGUGCAUCAACUGAAAGAAAUACUUUAUUUAAAAAUGGACUAUCAGGAAUUAUCAACAAGAAGAAAAAGAAAGAUUUGUUUAAUAAACAAACAGCAACAACAUUGAGUAAUUUUAAAUUUGAUAUGAAGAAAAAGAAAAUUUAUGAUGAUGAUAAAGAUGCUGAAAAUGUUGAUGAUGAUUUGACAAUGAAUAAUGUUGUUGAUGGCCAAAAAAUAAUACAAAAUCCAAGUGGUACUGUUGAUCAAGUAAAUUUAUUUAAAAAUAUUCUUAUUCCAUCAAGUAAUGACAUCUUGUCAUCUGAAAAUAUUCACCCACUGUCACAGAGAUUUACUGUUGCUGAAAUUAUUGAUCAGAAUAUUUUAAAUACUGAAGAGGAUGAUGACGACGAUGAUGAUGAUGAUGACAAUCAAGAAAAUCGUAAAUGUCCAACACCACCAUAUUUUAAUUGAAUAUAAUAUUCAAGCUGUUAAUUAUAUUAAUUGUUAUUAUUUUAUUCGAUCAGUUUAUAUAUUUUAUUUUAGUUAAAUUUGUUAUUAAUAAUUAAUAAGAGUGUAAUAAUUAAUGAAUAUAAAAGAAUACAUAUGAAAAUUAAAUAUUCAA